AUGAAAUAUUUUUUAUUUUAUUUCCUCAUUAUAUUUUUGAUUGGGUUUGUAAAAGGGGAUCUCCCUAUUCAUGCUCUUAUGAGUGAUGUUGUAGGAAUUUGGGAAAUAAAAGAGAGCGAACAAAUUAACGAUACUUCGGAACAUUGUGGGGGUAGUGUUCCCAAUAAAAAUUCGGAAAACUUAAGACCUGAGUUAAAUAAUUACGAAAAAUAUUUGCAAACAAAUUAUGGUGAAUUAAAAAAUUUUAAAAUUAACUUAACUAUUGAAAAAAUUAAGUUAUUUAAUGAUUCCAGCUCUCGUCGUAUUUGGACUUAUCUUGCCGUUAGAGCAGUGGGUGAUAAUAAUUCGGUUAUAGGAAACUGGACAAUGGUCUAUGAUGAAGGAUUUGAAAUUCGGUUGAUGGGGAAGAGAUACUUUGGAUUUUUUAAGUAUGACAAAAAAGUUAGUGAGGAAUGUCCAAGUAUUGUAGAAAAUAUAAACAAAAUGAAUACAGAGUGCUAUAAAACAGAUCCAACAAAAAUAAGAUUAGGAUGGAUAUUUUAUGAAAGAAAACAAAAAAAUCAUAAAGAAAAAAUAUAUCAAUGGGGUUGUUUUUAUGCUGAAAAAAUUACAAAAAUGCCUAUUUCUUCCUUUGCUAUACAUAAUAAUAUUGUCAAUAAUAAAGAUCAUAUAGAUACAGGGGCAAACUUUUUUGUGGUGAUGCAAAGAAAUAAUUAUAAUAAAAUCCGAAUGAAUCAUCCAGAACUAUUUGGAUCGACAAAGAUAAGCUACAUUGACCGACACAAAGGAAAGGAAAAUCGAAUAUAUGGAUGCAAAAAAAGAGAAUCCAAAAAAAUGGAAAUGGAUUUAGUUUUACCAAAAGAGUUCAGUUGGGGUGAUCCAUAUAAUAAUAAAAAUUUUGAUGAAAUAGUAGAAGAUCAAAAAGAAUGUGGAAGUUGCUAUUUAAUAUCUAGUAUAUAUAUAUUAGAAAAAAGGUUUGAAAUAUUAUUAUCAAAAAAAUACAAAAAAAAUAUUAAAAUGAAUAAAUUAUCUCAGGAAUGUAUUAUAAAUUUGUCACAGUACAAUCAGGCAUGUGAUGGGGGGUUUCCAUUCCUUGUUGGAAAAGAUAUUUAUGAAAAUGGAAUUUGUGCAACUAUGAAAUAUGGAUCUUUAGAUAGUAUUUCAUCUAAAAUAGAAACACUUUCUAGAAAUAAAAAAAAUAAUAAUAAUAAUAAUCAAAUAUAUUAUGCUUCUGAUUAUAAUUAUAUAAGUGGAUGUUAUGAAUGUUCAAAUGAGUUUGACAUGAUGAAAGAAAUAUUAAAUAAUGGGCCUAUUAUAGCUGCAAUUUAUGCAACUUCAUUAUUGUUAAAAUUAUACAAACUUAAUGAUCAUAAUUUUAUAUUUACAAAUAUUACGGAUGAAAAUAAAAUAUGUGAUAUUCCAAAUAAAGGGUUUAAUGGUUGGCAACAAACAAAUCAUGCUGUUGUUAUAGUUGGAUGGGGUGAACAUAUUAAUAAAAAUAAUGAACUAAUAAAAUAUUGGAUAAUUAGAAAUACUUGGGGAAAUCAAUGGGGGUAUAAAGGAUAUUUAAAAUAUCAGAGAGGAAUAAACUUAAAUGGUAUAGAAUCACAAGCAGUAUAUAUCGAUCCUGAUUUUACUAGAGGAGGUGGCAAAGAGUUAUUUGUUUAA
This is a messenger RNA of Plasmodium berghei ANKA, 1668 nucleotides long. RefSeq names its product dipeptidyl aminopeptidase 2. Gene Ontology annotation, molecular function: cysteine-type endopeptidase activity. The coding region runs from base 1 to 1668 and encodes 555 amino acids. Gene Ontology annotation, cellular component: lysosome. The record is from RefSeq and is a predicted model, not a curated record. The transcript has 8 exons. Lineage: Eukaryota; Apicomplexa; Aconoidasida; Haemosporida; Plasmodiidae.